Messenger RNA from Closterium sp. Naga37s-1, 2961 nucleotides. Lineage: Eukaryota; Viridiplantae; Streptophyta; Zygnematophyceae; Desmidiales; Closteriaceae. The record is from the annotation of a GenBank genome assembly.
AUGGUCCUGGAACGCGCUGUGCCGGGGCGCAAUCUCAACAACUUCCGCCACGCCGUGCGCCGAUUGGACGAGGUCUCCCUCCUCGCGCGCGGGCGCGAACGGCGGGACGCGCUUGCGCGCUGGCUGGCUGCGCUCAAAGAGCUCUCCGACAACGAUCACGCGGACGGGAUGGCCUACGCGGAGGAGUUGGCGCAGGGCGCGCAGGCGGACGGCGCACAGGGGGAGGGCGCGCAGGGGGAAGACGUUCCCGCGCACAUUCCCGGGGUGGACGCGCCCCCAGAGGCAACGUUAGGGGAAGGGGAAGGCGGAGGGAUUGGGGGAGGCACGGGAGGGGAUACCGGCGCGGGAGGAGGAGGGGGGAAAGAGGUGGGGGGGACAGGCGCGCGGAGGUUGCCGAGUCCGCGGGUGCAGGUGGGGAGUUUCAACAGUGGGCCUGGAGCGCUUGCCUGCAUGCGUGCGUGCUACUCAUCCAUCCAUCCAUGCCACCCCAUUGUCCCAACCAACCAAUCCGUUCUAGCCAUGCAUGCAUACACAUGCACCCUGCCCCCCUCCCCUCCUGCCCCACCCCACACACACAUACACUCCCUCCCUACACACAUGCACCCAUCCCACCCACCCCCUCUUCCCCCUCUCCUCCCCUCCCUACGCACACAUACUCUUUUUCACUGCGUGCUCGAGCAUCAGUCGCCAGUGUCUCCCCUUCCCUCUCCCCCAAUUCUUACCUUUCCUCCUAUCAACCUUCGCAUACCUCCUAUUCCCUCCGCUUACCCCCCUCGUCUCCUCUCCCCCUCCCUGCCCCCACAUAACCCCACACCCCCUUCCGAAAUCCCUCUUCCCACUCCCUGCCUCCCCGCACCUUUCCUCUCCCUCCUUCCCUCAUCGCCUUCAGGGAGCACGACACCUCCAAGCGGCAUGGAGGACCACUCCGACGACUUCAUAAAGUUGCAGGUGUUAUUCCACGAUGCGGCCAAUCCCGGCGUGCCGCUCACCUUCAGGGAUGUCUUCCUGUGCAGCAAAGCCCUUGAGAACAUCGUCGUCUCCUUUAUAAUGGAGCCACCAUCCCCCCAGGAGGAGCAGAUGCUGGCAGACAUGUUCGAUCUGUGUCUAUCAGGCGACCAUCAGCUGCACUCAUCGCUCCUCAACGCCAUCACACAGCUCUCCAACUCCUUCUCCUCCUACUCCGAGGUCAAGAUGAGUCGGAAGGAGUUGCUGCGAAUGGCGUCUGAUGCAGUGGCAGGGCUGAAGCUCGACGCACAGCUGCAGAGGCUGGAGGCGGAGGAGGAGAGGAUAAAGCAGCUCAUGGAUGAGAAGAUGGAGACUCUUUCGCUUCGCUCCCUCUCCCGCUCGCUCUCCCACUCGCUCUCCCACUCCUCUCCCCGUCCUCCUCCUUCCCCUGCUGCUGCCGCCUCUGCCGCUACUGCUCCCUCUGCUGGUGCUGCUGCCGCAGCCGCUACUGCUGCCGCUGCCGCGACCACUGCUGGUAGUGGUGGUGGUGGUGAUGGUGGUGGUGAUGGUGAUGCCCCCCCCCCCCACCUGUUCGUCAGCACUGUUCCUUCCUACAUCCCCUCUCUCUUCCACACCGCCAUCCCCCCCUCCCGCGCUCCCCCCAAUUUCCCACCCCCCCUAUUUCGCACCCUUCCCCGUUAUCCCCUCUCGGCCUUCCCCCCCCCCCCACCCCCCCCCCCCCCCCCUUCUCUCCCCUUAUGCGCCCUCUUCCUUGCCCCGCUCUCCCCCAACCAAACCCAGGACGUGCAGGCGACAGAGGCGCUGUUCUCGCUGGCAGCAGCGCUGGCGUCCGUGGUGCGGCGCAAGGAGCAGCUGCGCCACCGGGGGGACAGCGCUGCCGCUCGAAUGGUGAAGGUGCGUGCGUGCGUGCUUGCGUGCGGCACUGACACUGACACUGGCAGGGCCGCAGGGGAGGGGGCGGUUCUGGGUGCUGGCGUGGAGGGCUGGGCUGGGGUUGGAGUGCUGGGGUGUAAUGUGUCUGCUUUUGAGUUGAUUCAAAAGGAGGAAGCGGUUCUGGGUGCUGGAGUGGAGGGCUGGGCUGGGGUUGGAGUGCUGGGGUGUAAUGUGUCUGCUUUUGAGUUGAUUCAAAAGGAGGAAGCGGUUCUGGGUGCUGGCGUGGUGGAGCGCACGAGGGAGCUAGCAGCCGAGCUGGCUAAUUUCAUGGACGACUUUGAGGCCAAGAUCGCAGAAUGCAGGCAGCAGCGGCAGGAGGCAGUGACGUACCGCACGAGCAAGGAGGAGGAGGUGAUGGAAGUAGAGAAAGGGAUCACAGACGAGCUGCAGGCGCUGCACCAGCGGCGCAGGGAGAUCGAAGAGCAGCUCAAGGAGGUGGACGAUGCGAUAGCAGCAACGACGCGGAGGCACAUCCAGAUGCAGGAGGAGAAGGAGCAGUUUGACUUGGCCAGCAAUGGGCUGCUGGGCUCGCUGGAGGCCGAGGAGGAGCAUCUGAACACGAUGCAGCAGCAGCACCAGCAGGACGCCAAGACGCUGUUCGGCUGGAUGGGCUUCCUGGAAGAUUCCUGGAAGAUGCAGCUUCUCUACAUGGAGAGCAAGGACCAGACCUUUAAGCAAUCCCUGGCGGACCUGUCGUCACGUCUGAGGACCAUAGCUGCUCCGCAUCUACUCGUGUGCAUGGGCAACAUGAGGGCAUCGCUCACAGCGCUACAAGCAGCGGCCUCUUCUCUCUCAGCCAUUGACACAACCCCGAGUGAGGACGAAGGGGGUGCAAAGCUGCUGCCAACGACUGGCGGCGAGCGCAUGAGAGCAGAAGAGAAAUACCUACAAGCAGAAUCACAGGUUUAUCCUUUUCCCCCUCUUAAUGUGGUGUGUGGCAACCUCAACUCAGCCCAACCCGAGCAGUGGCGAUGGCAGAUAAAGCACGGGCUGAGUGGGAGCAUCUCAACUCUCUGCCCCUGUUCCCAGAGGGCAGUGACGACCCUGACCACAGGCAGCUAG